CGCACACGCACCGGGACCCGCCCUCCGGCCGCCAUUUUUCUCACCACCUCGGCCAGGAGUCGAGAGCCGACCAUCAACACGGCGAAAGACCUCUGAAAGAGAGCCGACCGCCCAGGACCGAACCGACUCUGCCGUGUAACCGAGCUCCGCCUGAGCUGCUGACCGAACCGCUUUUGGAUCCGCGGCUGCACAGCACGCCUUUUCCGAGUGUGAAUACGUGUUGAGGGCCGCCAUUUUUGUUCCUGUCUGUAGCAGUCGGGGGUGGGGGCAGAAGGGAAGGUAUUUCGGACGCCUUUCGGCCGACUCGGCUCCGUAUUGUUGUACAAUCAGCACCGAGUCGCUGUUCCGCUGUAGCGGCAUGGAGGUCGUUGGGCUGGAGUAAGCCGUACCGACCAGGGACACCUUGUUUCAUUAUCUGCUACUUUUCUCUUCUUUUUCGGAAGAGGUGCGUAAAAGGGGAAGCUGAGCCAGGGUGGUGGGAGCGUCCCCGUCACCGCAGCGCGGCGUCUGGGGGUCUGCAUGACGCCUGAAGCCGUACGGCGCUGAGCCGCAGACGGACUAUCCGUCCGCUUCCAUGGGGUGCCCCAGCGUGUGACCCAUCCGGUCCCAUUCCGCUACCUGUAGUUUCCCCCUUAUUUCAUUUUCCUUAGCGUUUUGCGCUCGUCCCCCCUCCCGAGAAUGUCUUCGGCACGGUUCGAUUCGUCGGACCGGUCCAGUUGGUAUUUCGGCCCGGUGUCGCGGCAGGAGGCACAGAACCGCCUGCAGGGCCAGCGGCAUGGCACCUUCCUGGUGCGGGACUCGUCUACCUGCCCGGGCGACUACGUGCUGUCGGUGUCGGAGAACUCCAAGGUGUCGCACUACAUCAUCAACUCGCUACCCAGCAAGAGGUUCAAGAUCGGGGACCAGGAGUUCGACCACCUGGCCGCGCUGCUCGACUUCUACAAGAUCCACUACCUGGACACCACCACCCUGAUCGAACCGGCUAGCAGGUACGCCAGUGGCCUUCCCGGGGCCCCACCCACUGUCUCCGACGACAGCCUGGAGUAUGUGCGCACCCUGUAUGACUUUACCGGCAAUGAUGCAGAGGACCUGCCCUUUCGCAAGGGGGAGAUUCUGGUAAUCCUGGACAAGCCGGAGGAGCAGUGGUGGAGUGCCCGGAACAAAGAGGGCCGCGUGGGCAUGAUCCCCGUGCCCUACGUGGAGAAGCUGCCCCGGCCAGCUGCCCACCCCGGCACCCUGCCCGCCGGGCACACCUCCCGCAUCUCCAACAGCUAUGGCGUCCCCGAGCCUGCCCACGCCUACGCACAGCCGCAGACGCCCUCACCGCUGCCACAGGGCCCUGGACCCUUGCCCUCCAUGCAGAACGGCCCCAUCAUAGCCAAGGCCAUUCAGAAGCGGGUGCCCUGUGCCUACGACAAAACUGCACUGGCGCUGGAGGUGGGGGACAUUGUCAAGGUGACACGGAUGAACAUCAGCGGCCAAUGGGAGGGUGAGGUAAACGGCCGGAGGGGGCUCUUUCCAUUUACGCAUGUGAAGAUCAUGGACCCCCAGGAUCCCGAUGAGAGUGAGUGAUGGGCCCCGCCUCCUGCACCACCAACCCCUCCCUCCAACCUUGUGAUUGGCCAUCUCUCGAACUUUUGGAUCUCGCCACCCCUUGCCCCUGCCAAGCCCACUAGCCACACAUCUUCACCUGGAAACAGGAACGCUUUUGAUUGGAUGGCAGCUGACGAGGUCACGCACAUUUUUUUUAAGUGAACGAGGUGUUAAUUCUUGUUGCUACCUUUCAAAAUGGUGCUGGCAGUGGACUGGGCUGAAGCUCUUGGGAAGACGGAUGACAUUCCUGGAAGCUGGGGUAGACCCCAGAUGUGACUGCUUGGGUUUUCUGUUCCUUAAUGGCUGAAAUAGCUGAACUUCACUGUCAGAUCCCCCUGAGGUGGGUUUGGGGGUGUGGUGCUUGUGUAGAUCAGUGGUGAGUAUGUUCAUGAAUCUUCUGAGGACCUCAUUCCUUUAAAGUGGCCUCACCCUGCUGGGGUGGGGAGGGAUGCCUGUUCAGGCCUGUUCUGCUGUUUGGGGAGAAGCUGUUUCACUUCACGUGACUCAGCUCUACCAUUGACAUCCUCUAGGGGUGCCUCCGGUCCUCUCUGCCAUUGACCUCCUGUCAAGUGGAGGCCUCGUCUAGAGCCGGGCAGAACAGACGUCUAAACCUGGUCUCUGUGACCUUGACCUUAGGCCAAAGGUCACCUGCUGCUUUGUGACACUCGUGGGUUCCUUCAUUGGAUUGAAAUGCAUUUGGGAUUUUCUGUAGCCAGGCUUGGGGAGGUUAUGUCAGUGUAGCCAGCCUGGCCCGAGUCUCCAUUCUAACUGGUAGCAAUAUGCCAAUCUGUAAUUUUAAAAUAUUCUAAUUUAAAAUUCUCGUUGCCCUGUGGCAUUAACAGCAUUAGUGCAUCGUUUGUCUGUCUAGGAAAAGCAUGUCAAACGACUGCUGGCUUUGUAAUGUUUCUCUUUGAUUUUGAAUAAAUCAUGUGCCUUUUCUUUUUC
Brienomyrus brachyistius is the source of this 2538-nucleotide messenger RNA. Its product is annotated as crk-like protein. Gene Ontology annotation, molecular function: protein binding. Gene Ontology annotation, biological process: positive regulation of ERK1 and ERK2 cascade. The transcript has 3 exons. The coding region runs from base 679 to 1572 and encodes 297 amino acids. Lineage: Eukaryota; Metazoa; Chordata; Actinopteri; Osteoglossiformes; Mormyridae. The record is from RefSeq and is a predicted model, not a curated record.